CAACAGCCUGCUGGACCUCUGAUCUACCAUGAACGCCAAAUCUGCAAUCAGCAAAGAAAUUUUUGCCCCACAUGAUGAACGGAUGCUGGGAGCUGUCCAAGUGAAAAGAAGAACAAAAAAAAAGAUUCCUUUCCUAGCUACUGGGGGUCAGGGUGAAUACCUAACAUACAUCUGCUUGUCAGUGACAAACAAGAAACCAGCUCAAGCCUCUAUUACAAAGGUGAAGCAGUUUGAAGGCUCUACCUCUUUCGUCAGGAGAACGCAGUGGAUGCUUGAGCAGCUUCGCCAGGUCAAUGGCAUAGACCCGAACCGGGAUUCCCCAGAAUUUGAUCUGCUCUUUGAAAAUGCUUUUGACCAGUGGGUGGCAAGCACGGCUUCAGAGAAAUGCACAUUCUUCCAGGUUCUACACCACACUUGUCAGCGAUACCUUACAGACAAGAAACCAGAGUUUAUCAACUGCCAAUCUAAAAUCAUGGGAGGAAACAGCAUCCUCCACUCAGCAGCAGACAGUGUGACGAGCGCGGUGCAGAAGGCAAGCCAGGCUCUGAACGAGCGAGGUGAAAGGCUAGGUCGAGCAGAGGAGAAGACAGAGGAGCUGAAAAACAGUGCUCAGCAGUUUGCAGAAACUGCACACAAGCUUGCCAUGAAGCACAAAUGCUGAGAUAACUGCCCACAGUGGAACCCUUCCCCAGAGAAACUGGAAAGGCUCUGUUCAGCACUUCUCACAGGAGGAGAUCCAGACUACUGUGUGCUUUGUUUCUGCCACUUCAGUGGAGAUGCAUUUUCAGUUUCUGUGCAGGAAACAAAACCAGAAGUGUUGCAUUUCUCCCCUUUUUGACUUACUUUUUGUUCCUCUUUUUGUACUCUCCCUACACACUCCUGCAGUACUUCCUCCCUGGAGUUCAGUUGUCACAGGAGGGAAAGCAAACAGGGGAAACUGGACCAAAUGCCAUGCUGGUCAGGAUUAAAAUAGUAAUAAGCUUCCCCAUUUGUCCAGAAAAUGAUUUAAGUGGUGUGGAUGGAAAUAAAAUCCAGGCAAGGGGCACACUUCAUUUCAGGUAGCAUCAGCAGGCUGUGAAGGUUGGAAUGGAUUGCCUGGGGUUGGAACUGUGGUGGUGACUGGGCAAGAGGAAACUUGUGCCUGCUUGUGCAGUGUGAGGAGCUUAGCAUGGUGCCAUCAGCAGCGUUCAGCAGAGCACAUCUGGAUUUCACAGGGAAGUCUGGGGCUGGGGUUGCAUUUGGAGUGUUUCUGGGUGGGUUGGUUGAGGAGUGGAACAAAACCUUGAGGUUGCAAAAUUGAGGACAAAAAA
Molecule: messenger RNA, 1310 nt
Organism: Dryobates pubescens (Downy woodpecker)
Lineage: Eukaryota; Metazoa; Chordata; Aves; Piciformes; Picidae
Gene: STXBP6
Product: syntaxin binding protein 6
Exons: 5
Coding region: 29-661 (210 amino acids)
Biological process (GO): regulation of SNARE complex assembly; Golgi to plasma membrane transport; exocytosis
Cellular component (GO): exocyst; plasma membrane
Molecular function (GO): phosphatidylinositol-4,5-bisphosphate binding
Source: RefSeq, a predicted model, not a curated record